This is a messenger RNA of Dictyostelium discoideum AX4, 1062 nucleotides long. RefSeq lists its product as hypothetical. The record is from RefSeq and is a predicted model, not a curated record. Bases 1 to 1062 code for a protein of 353 amino acids. NCBI's taxonomy places the organism in Eukaryota, Evosea, Eumycetozoa, Dictyosteliales, Dictyosteliaceae. The transcript is spliced from 3 exons.
AUGGAAAAAUUAAUAUCAGACGUAAUAAAUUCAAAUAGUCAAUAUUGGAUUCAAAAAAGAAAUACUCACGUCAUUAAUGUAUAUGACGAUUUUAAAGUUAGAGAUGCUUUAAAAGUAUUGGCUUCAAAUAAAAUUUUAUCAGUUCCAGUAAUUGAAAGAGCAACUGGAGAUUAUUUGGGUUUUAUUGAUAUGAAUGAUAUUCUUCAUUCAAUUAUUGAUUCAUUUUUAGCAAAUAAUUCUCAACAAGAUGGACACGAUUGGGUAAGAUUAUGUCAUGAUGUUAGUGUAAGUGAAAAAUUUGCAAAUCAACCAGUAUCGGUUUUAAUAAAUCAAAGUAAAAAAGAUUUUUUUAUACCAGUUGACGAAUCUGGAUCAAUCCAUCAAUUAAUAGAUGAAAUCUUUUCAAAAGGAAUCCAUAGAGUAAUUGUAGUCGGAGAAGAUGCAAAUACCAAAGGAAUAAUAUCACAAACGGAUAUUCUUGAAUUUAUAUUGGAGAAUAGAGAUGAAAUUAAAGGUGCUGACUUUGAAAAGCCAAUUGGUCAAUUAAAAGACCUUGUUGAAAAAGAUGUAAUAACAAUUAAUGCUGAAGUAAUGACAAUACAAUGUUAUUAUGUCAUGAUGAAACAUUCAAAACAAAGUAUAGCUCUAACUGGUAAACAUGGUGAAAUCAUUGGUAAUCUAUCAAUCACUGAUCUUCGUGGCCUCGACCCUGAAAACUUUGAAUUACUCUUAUCGCCAGCAAUAGACUUUUGGAAUAAAACUAAUAGUAAAUCAAAGAUUUGUGUUGUUCCAUCAAGUACUACUUUUAAAGAGAUCAUUAAUAUCCUUUACAAGAAUCGUUUGCAUCGUCUUUGGUUAUCUUCUAAAGAGGAAGGCGGUUGUUAUGGUACUGUCACUAUUGGCAAUAUCAUGAAAUAUUUCUCAAGAGAUCAACAUGAGGUCAUCAGAAGGAAUUCAUUAUCCUCUUCUUCAGGUUCUUUAAAUUUAAAUUCUUCUUCAAAUUCAAUCUCUAAAAAACCUUUAACUCCUGUUAAAAUUUGUCCAAUAGUCGAAGAAAAAUAA